Messenger RNA from Sclerotinia trifoliorum, 1523 nucleotides. NCBI's taxonomy places the organism in Eukaryota, Fungi, Ascomycota, Leotiomycetes, Helotiales, Sclerotiniaceae. The record is from the annotation of a GenBank genome assembly.
UACCUAGUGGGUAUCGGAUUCUUAAAACAUGUAUAUAAGCUUCAUUGCGGCACUUCUAGCUUCUGAUAUUGCAAUUGCUUCUAUCUUAUACCUUAGCUUCUAGUAUUGCUUGUGUCUUUUUAUCUUAUAUCUUAUAUCAUACAUACACAUCUGCCACUAAUCGUCUCCCUUUCCUAGCCUCUAGAACCAUGGGUGAAGCUCAGAAACCAAAAGAACAUAUCUUGUGUCUUCUUCCUUUCCCCGAGGAUCCUAAGAUUUUGAAUAAGCUUCGUCAGAAAUAUAAUGUACAAUUUACAUAUAAGCAGAUAUUCUUUGGGGUAGGCAAGGCAUUAGAGCCCCUCGAAGUCCCGGAUGGUAAGAUACCACUUCAUAUACUCUCUACAUGCUAUAUCUCGCAGAUCAGAUUCCUAACCAGCUCAUUCGUUCUUCCAGAAACAUGGCACAAUGCAACGAUACUCGUUACUCUCUCAUCGUUCCCCCCUUCGGCCGAGAAAGCUAAAAAUCUCAAACUCGUCCAUCUCUUCAGCGCCGGCACAGAUCGAUUGCGCCAGACGCCCGUGUGGAACGAAACGGAAAUUCCCAUUACGAACUCCUCGGGUGUCCAUGGACCGCAGAUAUCAGAAUGGGUUAUCAUGCAAAUUCUUAGCCAUUCACACAGGGAGAAGCUUAUGCUUGAAUGGCAGAAGAAACACGUGUGGGGGAACUUUCAAGAAUUGGGCGCGAUGAGAGAUUGUGUGGGGCAGAGAUUAGGUGUUUUGGGAUAUGGUGCGAUUGGGAGACAGACGGCGCGGAUUUGCAAAGCUAUGGGUAUGGAUGUCAUAGCCUAUACGGCAUCGCCCCGUCCUACUCCCGAGUCGAGAAAAGAUAGUGGAAAGUAUAUCGUUCCCAAUACUGGUGAUGCAGAUGGUACGAUUCCUUCUGCAUGGUAUUCUGGACUCGAUAAAGCUAGUUUGCACCAUUUCCUCAAGCAGGAUAUCGAUGUUCUCCUGAUUUCUGUUCCCUUGACGCCUGAGACCCGUCACUUCCUUUCCGCUGCCGAAUUCGAAAUCCUGGGCUCCAAAACAAACGCUUUCGUCAUAAAUAUUGCGAGAGGUGGUAUUGUUAAUCAGGAAGAUCUAAUUACAUAUUUAAAGAAGCCAUUGAGUGAGGGAGGUUUGAGGGGUGCUGCGUUGGAUGUUACGGAUCCUGAGCCAUUACCCGAGGAUAAUGAGUUAUGGGCUCUGGACAAUGUGGCUAUCACACCGCACGUGAGUGGACUAGGGAUCACGUAUGCAGAGCGAAGCUUUGCAAUUUUGGAAGAGAAUUUAGAGAAUAUAGAAAAGGGAAGGGAUUUGAUCAAUUUGGUGGAUAGAAAAAAGGGGUAUUAGAUUCGGCAGAAAGGUUUGUGAAAUGUUAGACAGGAAAUGACUCCAAAAACUGGACCAUGAUGCGACUUCCCAAUUCGAAGCUUGUGGUAAAUAUUUCGGCUUUAUUGGCAGCUUAUAAAAGUUUGAAGAUAUACUAAUGAGCCUGUACAACACCGC